UCUAAAUUUCCAGUUGCCACAAUGCAAUAUAUCCGUGUCUACGACCUAACCCUCCACGAUUCGGAUUUCGUCGAAGAGAUGGUCCUGACGACUGGAAACGUAGAAGACGUCGUAAUUCUGAAUCAGGACAAUGGAAACAUCCGCAUCCUCGUGCUCGCCUCAUCCGGCUAUCUCUACGAGCACAACAUCACCGACUGCUCAGCCGACAACAACUCGAUAUUCCUGACGAACGUCGUAAAUACUCCCGGAAUGGAUAUGAACGGAGACGGUGUCUCUCUUCACUACUCAUCCACUUUUGAUCUACUUUUCGUUUCACUGGAUACAGCUCUCUACGUGGCACGUCUUCCCGACGCUGGAUCUCCGCCGAUUUACGAUUGGAAGUUGUUGAAUAUCAAAUGGCCAGUAGAAGUGUGGAGAGAGUCAGCUGGGUUGAUUUCGUGUCUGUCCAAAGAGAUCUCAGAUCAAGUGAUCUAUUUUCUACCCCAAGAAGAUAAGAUAUUGAUUCAAAAGACGCAUGUAAAACGGCCAAUCUCUACCUACUUCCUGCUUAUCAGUUCUAAAAAACAAGCCAUCUACUCUUGCUUGCUGUUCGCUGAUCUCCCGACUUGUGAAAUCUGGGAAACCACGUGGCAACUGACACAUGACUUAUGGAUUGAAGACGUGCCUAGUGAGAGGUUCGCGGUGGAGAUAGUGGAUACACAAGGCGCCACACCACGUCCUCUGGAUAAGCGGGAUGCUGUGCUGAUGGCUGAGCAGAUAGAGCCAAUUGGAAGUGUUGAUUGGAGUUGUAGGGAGAUUGAGGCAUUCUACACGCAUGAUGAGUUGAAUCAUCGGAUGGCGGCGGUUCAGGAGAAUUGUAUGCCGAUUACGGUAGUUCAGCAGACACAUUUCACGUUGUUGGCCAGGAUUACUAAUUCGAGAAUCGUUCGAAUGAUUCGUGUGGAGGUGGAAGGUCCAACAGGUCCAGAUUUCCUCAAAAUCGGUGGCACUCGCUAUUCAAUCAACUCUCGAGAACAUAAAGCCUUCGAUCUGCGUCUCUCACGAGAGGAAUCUCUAAACAUGGACCACCGGGAGAUAUCGAUCGAAGUGAUUCCCAAAUCAACACAAAACACUAUCAAAAUCCGAUCUCUGAAGUUGUACGGAUGUGAUCGAGAUCAAAUGGACGAAGUUCAGCCGCGAUUUGAGAGACAACCCGUUUUGAGUACCUCCAAUCGAUUGGUUUUCGCCGUUUUGGGAUUUCCGGGAUUGGAGAAAAAGUGGGCGGAGCGACAGGCGAAGAAACAUUUAUCUAGGAAACUGAAUCAUCCGAUGGUUUAUGGAGCAGCUCUGAGAGCAAUUAUCAGGGCGAAUAGUCCCGGAAAUUUGGAUGAGAAUUUGUUUAGAAUCAUCGACAGCGCGUAUCUCCAAGAAUGGAAGGCCCUUCCCGAAUGGACAGACGCCGUAGGUUUCCACGAAAUGCGUACCAACUACAUUGAGCAAUUGCUCAUCCGUCUCCAAGCGGUCCGUACCCGAUGGGCAUUCUUCUACAAGACGCUGAAACACGAAUUCAAUGGUUCAGUGACGAAAUUCGUUGAGAUAAUGAUUGAGGAAAUGAAACGAAUGCCACUUCACAGAUGCUCAAUGAUUGCUCAGGCCAUCGUAAAAGUGGUCUUCGGACUUCUGAGCCAUACGACCUCCGACGAUUCGGAGCAUUUGAUUCAAAUCUUUUUGGACAUUUUCACAGAUCAACCGACUUAUCACUUGGCAAACGACAUGAGAUCAGCAGUGCAGGAGACGAUCACAAGAUAUGAGAAUUCGAUGAAGAAACAGGCGAAAACCCUGGAGAUAUUCCAUCAUAGAAUUGGUUAUCGUGUCACUCGAGUCGCGGAAUCUGGCAUUGGACAGUUCUACGGGUGUCCGAAGAUUGUCGAAGAGAGCUCGGAUUCAGUAUUGAUUUCUCAGAUUAAUGGAAUCAAGCAAUCGCACGAGGCAGAUGAUACGCAGUGGUUGCAAUUGCUGAUUAACAUGGUUUUGAACAAGCUGACGAGAUCCAAAUCCACCACCACGUGGCAAAACAUUUCCGACUCUCCAUCGUACAAUCUGUCUCGAGUGCUCGCCAGCUGUGUCGCGAUUCUCGAUUCGAAAGUCGUCGCUAACCAUUUCACGCAUCUCGUUAGCCUAAUCAAAUACGACGCCGAUCAAAUCUACCCGUUCACCGAGGAGUCCUAUGCCAACUAUUCGCUUCUGCGCUCUGUCGAACUGCUGCUUUUCGUUUGUCUGGAAAAACGAUGUGAGGCUGGAUGCGAGUGUAGCGAAGCGAUCACCGAGAGACUUUUGAAAGAACUUCAAUCGGUUGGAAUUCGAGAUUUGUGUUUUAAAGUGCUGGAAAAGUUGAUUCCUGAGUGGAAAGGCCGAGGUCCCGCCACGAUUACAAGGGGUAGUACGGUAGAGGGAGGACAUCAGAGGAAGGUUUGGUUGCCGCAUCUUCCAUUGGUUUCGAGUUCAGCCAAUCCACCGAAUGCAGCCGUUUUGAAAUCCUCCGACUGGCCAUCCAACAGCAAUGACGCCUACAUAAUCUCCUGCACCGAUCUGGUCCUUCUCAUCCCUCAACACCUUCAUGAACUCGAUCGGAAGAAAUCGAUACCCCGGGACGAUCGUUGGUUCCAGAAACUGUGUCAACUGAUGACCUACUCAAUAGGUUGCUCGGCUUAUCGACAAUCGAAGAAGCUUCUGAUGGCAAUGUGCAAUGGGGACGAGACUAAAUACAAAAUCAUGCGAGACAAGUACAAAAUGCAGGAUCUUCUUCAGCAGCUGGUCCGGAAGUAUGUGGAUGUUAGUAAAGAGAUUGGAGGACAUCAGCAGCUCACGGAGAUUGUGGAUAUUCUGGCGGCAAUUACGAAAUUGGCACUGGCAAGGCCGGAUAUGUGGAGUGAUGUCGCUAGUACUUAUACCACGUGGCUCCUGCGUCUCGCUUGCUAUACAGCCGACGUCGUUGCAUCUCAAGUCGUCGAACUCCUCAUCGUGGCGGUCCGUGAUUCAUCCGUCGGCGGACAACUCAGCAUCCAACUGGCCGAUAGUAUAAUCGAAGCGGAGAAUGGAGAGUUCAUUGAGAAAAUCAUCAAACGAUUCUUAAUUGGAAAAGAUGAACAAUUGAGAUGGACACUUCAUGGAAUGCUUCGUUCUGUUAUCCAAUUGGCCUCUCGUCAAAAUCAGUGCUCUAUCGUCAAGAAGCUCUACAAUAUGAUGUAUCCAUUGGUGGCAAAUCUUGGAGUGCAGGGUGCCCAACUAGUCGAUCUGAUUGCCACGUACGCUCCUCGCGUCUUUAGCUCUUCUGAGCUCGUUUCAAUGACACAAUCGGAAAUCUCAACCAUCCAAAAACUGAGCAAUCUUCUGAAUGAAGAAGGAUAUCGAGGGAAUUAUAGGUUGAUGAGUGAAUUGGGUCUCGGAUGGAAGGCGAUUCAAUUCGACCGUAAUCCGUGUCUGGUGUGUUUCCAAACGAAAGGAAGUCACGAUGUGGUGAAGAUGACAUCGAUGCGGCAAGACGCUAGAUACUCGCCCAACACGAUGAUUUAUAAGCUGAUUUCGAACUAUGAGAUUUCGAAGGUCACCAUCAAACUAUCCGAUGUGAAAAGAACGAAAACCAUCAAAAAAGUGUCGCUCUACUACUCGGCAAAAUCCGUGGAAUCAGUUGAACUCAAACUGCAUCCAGAUCUAUGGAGAAAGUGUGCAAUGGUCACUGUACCUGACAACGAGAUAUGCAUCAAUUUGGCACUAGCCGUCCCCGUGGUCACUUCCUCUCUUGUCAUUGAAUUCGAAGAAGUCGCUGAUCAACGUGGAAUCAGUCAACUCCACUGUCCCAGAUGUUCCGGUCCCGUUCGUUCGCAAUCCGGAGUUUGUGAUGGGUGUGGAGAGAACGCGUUCCAGUGUGUCAAGUGUCGAGCCAUCAACUACGUGGAACGAGAGCCGUUCCUUUGUCAGAGUUGUGGAUACUGUAAGUACGCGAGGAUCGAUGUUCUGGCGACGUGUAGAGCUCUUCCGGGAGCACAACACAUCACUUGUGAUGCGGAGAGAGGACAGUGUAUACAGGAGAUUACGCAGUUGUUGGUGAAAAUGGACACGACGAGGACCAAGUUGACUGGGUAUAGGGCCGUCUGUGAGUCCCUCUACCUGAAGCCCCGCCCCCUUCCAGCCUACCGUCUCCACGUGGAAAACACUCACAUCGCCGAAUUCUUUGAAGCCAAUGGAUCAGUGAAUACCGAACAACAACCAUUCCAAUCGGUGACUCAACCAAUGGCAAAUCUCUCCAACUCCAUCAAAAACCUCCACGGAGAACUGUGUCAACAGACUCAACAACUAAUGUACCUUCAUGAGGAACUCAAUCGCUAUGAUCAUUCGAAUGAGAUCUCAGUUGUCUGUUAUAAACCACAGAACUCUUCGUACUACUCAACGAGUGAAUCCUGCUUCGGAUGCCUUUGCAAUCAGCUACUCCACUCCAUCGCCUUGUUACACUCCUCUUGUGACGAUGAGAAUGCGUUGAAUCUCCUUCUAUCUUCUGAUUCUGUCAUUGAGAAACUCGGAUGCCUUGGCCAAACGUACGAACCUCUUCGUGAGGAAAUCGAGGAGCUCCUAGUCCGCCUAAUGUUCAAUCGAUCCGAUAUGACAACGAAAAUCCAGAAGCUCAUCGAGUCGGGAGACGUCAACUUGUCGGUGAUGGUCAAGUCGUUGAUGUAUGCGGCGGACCCGACGUGGCAACAGAAACUCAAGCUACUCAUUCGAUUUGCAAUCGAGAAGCGGGACGAGAAUAGUUGUCUACAGGCACUGAUGGUGUUGAAUAAGUAUUUGGAGGCGACGAAAAGUGUGACUGUAGAGGAGAGGAGAAGAAGUCGAAUGAGUGGGAAGGAGAGUGUGGUCAGAUGGUUGACUAGUGACGACGACUGGAAAGACUGCUGCUCAAUCGCCUCCACCUCUCAUACCAAAGCCCCGCCCACUCCAUCCAAUCCCUAUCAAUGGAUUUCCGAAUGUCUCUUCUCCCAAUGGAUGUCCGUUCGUUCAGCAGCGAAUCAACUGCUAGUCUCACUCUCCCGCCAAUCCUUCCACGAGCCAAUUUCCCUUCUAAUUCUUUGUGAAAAUAUUCCAAAACUCGGAGAAAUGCCAUCAAGAUCCUGCGAUCAGUUCAUGGCCUCCUGCCAUACCAUAAUCGACUCAUCAGCCAACACAAAAACCCGCCUAUUCAUCCAACAAUUCCACGUGUAUCUCAUCCGACGCAUCCAUGAAGAAUGUGCCAACCUACAUGAGCAAUCAAUCAGCCUCCUGACUGAUAACUCGUUUGGAGAACGUCUCCGUUGUUUCGUUGAACUCUUAUCACUUCUUUUAUCUGGAUCCAAUGUUGAGAAUGUGCUUCUGAAGGCUGGUGCCGAUGAUUUAUUGAUUUUCUUGUUGCACUCGACGAUUUUCCUGAAACGAAUGAUGACUCGACGAACGAGAGCGAUCGAUUCGUCGCGGAUUGCGUUGGAGAAGCUGUUGAAAAGGGUUUCGAGUCGGGAUGGGACCAAAUUGAUGAGUGUAUGUGUGGAAUCGCUGAAGCUGGUUAAGGAUACGUCGACGCUGGGAAUCAUCGUUGGCGUCAUGAUGGAAAUUAUGAACCCACAACAGCAACAGGAGGAAUCGUUCUACAUUCAAAUCGAGAAAGAUGUGGCUCAGGAGGAUUUCUUGCAGGGCAGAAUGGCCAAUAAUCCAUAUAGUUCUUCGGAUCCUGGCAUGGGACCACUGAUGAGAGACAUCAAGAAUAAGAUCUGUCGUGACACGGAAAUGAUAGCCCUGAUGGAGGAUGAUAACGGAAUGGAGCUACUCGUCGGUGGAAAUAUAAUAUCACUUUCUCUAUCAGUUCGAGAUGUCUAUGAUCGUCUAUGGAAGCGGAAUAACAUUGGAGCGCCGAUGCUGAUCGUGUAUAGAAUGCGUGGAUUGAUGGGCGACGCUGUGGAGACGUUCAUUGAGAAUUUCGGUGUUGCGGAGGACUCGGAUGAGGAUGCAGAGGAGGAUGAGCAAUUGGCAAAGAUGACCAGCUGUUUGACGAAGUGUGGAGGGAUCGAUAAGCUGAUGGAUUUGCUGGCGACUAGUGUGGAUUCGAGUUCGGGAAGAUUCCUGCUUGGCCACCUCCGAAAGAUCUUCGAACGAAUCGUCAAAAUUCCAAGCGGCCGUCGCGCUCUAAUCGAACGUCAAAUGCCGGAGAGAAUGUUCUCAGUGGUGCGCACUUGCUGUGCGGAUCCAACGAACGAAUCGAAAGUUCAAAUCGGUCUGGAACUCUAUAAAGUCGUCGAAUUCGUCGUUUCCGACAAACAAGUCCAAGACAUUUUGGGCGGAAUCCAGAAGGAAGAUGCCACGUGGUGGUUUGAUUUGUUCGAAAAACGAGGAAACGAGGAAGGAUCAGUGACUGAGAUGCACCGGAAAACCGCCCAACUUUUGGAUCAAAUGACUGCCAGCAUUGGAAACGUCGUGCUGGGAUCACAUGAUUCAGAAGACGUGCUCGUGGAGAUGUACAAAAGGAUUCUGAAGUGGGAAGUGAUUGAUGCGGGAGUUACUGCCGCUGAACAGAGAGCCAGAGUUACCAUAUCCCGUCGAGACCAGACGAUAAUGAUGACUGAGCAAUUGGCAACGAUCACAUCGAAUCUUCUACAAUCCACGUAUGGCAUCCGUCUGAAACAGAAGAUUCUAGACUCUGGAGUCAUUGAUUCCACGUGUCAGUACUUGUUAAAGGAUCUGCCGAACUUGUAUCAGCCAACAGAGUCGCCAGAAUGGAAGGUCUUCUUGUCGAAGCCGUCGUUAAAGCUCAUCCUAACCCUGCUCGCCGGACUGGCUCGUGGCCAUCAAGCGUCUCAGAAGGAAAUCGCCAAAACGACACUGAAGCUAAUGCAUCGUUUGGAACAAGUGGCAUCGGAUAACUCGAUUGGAACACUAGCUGAGAACGUGAUCGAAGCGUUGAAUGAGGAUGAAGAAGUCAAGAAUCAGAUUAAAAUGGUUCGAGAUGAGACAGAGAAGAAGAAGAAGCAGUUGGCGAUGGCGAAUCGGGAGAAACAGCUACAGAAGAUGCGGAUGAAAGUGGGAAGUGGUGGACAGAUUACGGUCUCCUCCCGAACGAUCCACAACGAGCCCAGCAUCGACGACACCGACUCUCUGACGUGUUGCAUCUGCCGAGAAUCGGUAAUCCGUGGAACGCAAGCAGCCGGUGUCUACGCCUUCGCAGCAGUUGACCCGGAAACCGCACGAACUUCAACUGUCUCAAUGAUGGUUAUGGUUCACUUGGAAUGCCAUAAAAAUGCGAUUCGAGGUGGCGGCGGCGGACGGGCGGUCGACGAAUGGACGCGGUCGAAACUGCACAACGCUGGUGCCAAGUGCAAUGUGAUCACGCCGAUUGCAAUGGGAAAUUGUAGUAAUGAGAAUUGGAUGGAGGCGUUGCAGCGGUUUGCGACGGAUAUUGGAAGGAUUUCCGGCCUGGCGCAUGGUGUGAUCAAUCGGAAUUUCGUUUUUGUCGAUAUUUGCAAAUUGAUCGAUCGGUUUAUUUAUAAGAGAUCAUUCUCGAAUCAAUCGGACGGCGGUGGUCGUGAAUCAAACAUGCAAUACCUCUCGAUUCUCCAUCUUCUCGGCGUCUCUCUAGGAACUGGUGACGUGGAAUUUGAGAUUUCGAAUCCAAUGCAACGACUCGUCGCUUUCCUGUUCACCGAGCUCACUGCAGAGUCGUGGAACGAGCAGAAGAACGAUGUGCUCCGCGCGACACUCAACGACGCGCAAACGAAUGGUGUCGAAGCCACGUGGCAAGGAUUCAAGCCGACGUUGAUGACGUGGGCGCUGGUUGACGCCUACUUCAACAAGAUUAUCAAGAUCACUGGCGAAGACCGCAUCGAAUGGCUCCGUGAGCAUCUUGUUGAGAACAUCAACAAGACACGUGGAUUCGUCGAAGACUUUGACUCGAACGUUCUUCCGUGUGACGACAUCAACGAAUUCUGUGACGUCACUGGCGCACCGCUAGAAGAGCUCAACAUGUUCCUUGCUGGAAAUCAACCUUGA
Molecule: messenger RNA, 8040 nt
Organism: Caenorhabditis briggsae
Lineage: Eukaryota; Metazoa; Nematoda; Chromadorea; Rhabditida; Rhabditidae
Exons: 16
Biological process (GO): DNA replication
Source: RefSeq, a predicted model, not a curated record